Coregonus sp. 'balchen' is the source of this 4415-nucleotide messenger RNA. Lineage: Eukaryota; Metazoa; Chordata; Actinopteri; Salmoniformes; Salmonidae. The record is from the annotation of a GenBank genome assembly.
AUGGAGCCCUCACCCUCUAUGAACUUAACAAUGCAGGAUGAGGAGGAGCAACAUCCCCUCCUUCCAUCAAAAGUGGUCCCUCCCCCUCCUGCUUUUGGCAACCAGUGCGGAAGGAACUACUCAUGUCAAAAAGGGGGAGAUCACUCAGUGUGGCUCGAUGGAACCCAGUCAUCACCCACCCUCUCAUAUUACAACGGCUGCCAAUAUAUCUCACCCUCACCACGCUCCUCACCCCGAAGGGGAGACAAUGAGAAAAAAGUUACGGGGAAGGAGGUGCACAAGGAAAAGAGAGGCGAGAAGCCAGCAGGGAAUAAACAGAAUGCAGGGCACAAGGAUCGGAUUUGGGGGAGUAAAACCAAAAAGGCAAGCCCACAGAGGCGCCAGCAGGACAUGACAUCCACUCAGUCACCCUACAAAGGACUCCGCAUGUCUCAAAUGGACUUAAAGGAGACAGAAAGUGGGCCACCCAGUGAAGGAGGUCAAAGGCUGGAGGCCACAUCAAUGGAGAUGCAGGACCGCCAGAGCCUACCCGAGAUCAUCAUUACAACCAAAGAUGACUACCAGCCACAUGCUCCCAACCAAACACCCAGCUCUGACAAGAAUCACCCCAAGUCUGAGGCCAAGGCUGCCUAUGGUGGAGGUGAGGAGACCAGUGUUGCGCAGCACAAGGAUGGUGUCCAUGACUGCCCUCACAAGAAGACCCAGAGCAUCGGUCGUAGGCUGGUCCGCCGAAGGGCACUGUUUGAGAGGAGGCAGAGGCUGAAUGACUGUGCACUCGCUGCGGGGAUGUUUGGAGUGGUGGUCAUGAUCACCGAGACAGAGCUCUCCUGGAGCAUCUACAGUAAGGUCAGCACUGGGAACUAGACCUGGGUUCAAAUGCGUGAUUUUUAUAUAUACUUUGAGCGUUUGCUUGAGUUUGCUUGGAGUGCCAGAUGGGCAGGGUUUGCAGUUUUGGGACUUUUCUAUAGAUUUAUUAAGCCAGGCAAGUUCAACCAGGCACAGAUCAAGUAUUUAUAGAGGCGAAAGAAACGCACACCUAUUUAGGCGAGGUGCUGGCUAACGGAGUAAAACACUUGAAAAAGAAAAGGAGAGCCGCACACUCUAGGAGCUCAGAUGCAAUAAUUGAAUAACCUAAUAACCAACGUUUCGACAAACAAGCUGUCUUCAUCAGGGUAUAAUCACAAACACUGCGGGUCACUAGUUUAUAUAGUGUCAAAGGACACACGCAGGUGUCUGUAAUCAUGGCCGGGUGUGGCCUAAUAGCAUUGGUUAAUUCACAGAUAAACAGAACAUACAUGAGUGUCACAGAAAACUGCUUGACAACACCUUUUACAAGAAACUCAGAAGUGACCCCACUUCCCAAUUUCAGAACACCAUCUUUACUGUCCUAGAUGGGUAUUUAAGUUCUGGUCAAAUCACCAAAAAAGAACCCAAUUUUUUUGGCUAUUCAACACCCUAAAAUUGCCACUUUCUAUACUUUGCCGAAAUUACACAAUCAUUUUACAAAACCUCCAGGGCGCCCUAUUGUAGCGGCAUUGAUGCAGUAACAGCCCCUGUUUUUAUUAGACCUCUCGCAGAACAGCUCCCCUCCUUUGUAAAGGACACCAGCAGUAUGAUCUCUAUUGUUGAAUCUCUUGAUCCUCUCCCUGAUAAUACCUUGUUAGUUACUUUUGAUGUUGAGUCGUUAUAUAUACGAAUAUUCCACACAUUUUCUUUUGCAACGUGACCCAAAUGAACUACCUUCCAGUGCAUGCAUUAUAACACUGGCUGAAAUAGUACUCACACACAACUACUUCAUGUUUCUAAAUGAUUUCUUUAUUCAGACGAAGGGUACUGCUAUGGGAUCCCCUAUGGCUCGUAACUAUGCUAAUUUGUAUGUGGGUUACAUUGAGAAACAGUCAAUUUUCAACCCUCAAUAUUUUCUUGCCUAACAUUAUUAUUUGGAAACGGUACAUUGAUGAUAUAUAUUUGUUAUAUGGAGGGGUGACUUAAAACAGCUCCAGGCAUUCUAUGCUUUUCUUAACUCUUGUUCUGAGCACCUGAGAUUUACUAUGCAAUGUGAAACACGUCAAAUCAGUUUCCUUGAUCUUCUGAUUUUGUGUGAGGAUAAUGUUCUAUACACUGAUCUUUACAGGAAACCUACUGAUCGUAACAGUUUGUUGAGGGCUGAUAGUUGUCACCCGCUUCCCCUGAAAAACAGUUUGCCCUACAGCCAAUUCUGUCAAAUCAAAAGAAUUUGUAAAAAACAAUCAGAUUUCGACAGAAAUAUGGCUGAGACGCAAAGAGAAUUCAAGGAGAGGGGGUACAAAAAUGGUCAGAUUAAUACUGCCAUUGAGAAAAUUCAAAACAAAUCGAGACUUGACCUCUUUCAGGGACAGUCUCGCAAAAAUAAGCAUUCUUGCGUUAUAACUACACGCUAUUCAAAGUGCUCUGAACAAAUUAAGGGAAUCGUUCACAAACAUUGGCACAUUCUAAGAUCUGAUGACAGUAUUGGUAAUGUGUUUUCGGACCCUCCCCUGGUUGUAUUCUCGUGGGGCAGAAACCUCAGAGAUCAAUUGGUAAACUCUGAUUUACCACCCCUAAAUAUCCCUGCACAACGUCUAUUUGCGCCUCUACCGGAUGGAAACUACAAGUGUAAUGGCUGCGCUCAAUGCAAUGGCACUUACAAAUGUAGAUCCUUUAAACACCCCCGAACAGGGAAACAGAUCCCAAUCAAAGGUGUUAUUACAUGCUCCACUAAGGCAGUUAUUUAUCUUAUAACUUGUCCUUGUGGUAAGCAUUAUGUGGGUAAAACAAAGCGCGAAUUAAAAGUACGAAUCUUGGAACAUCGUAGCACCAUUAGGUGCAAAAACUCGACAUACCCAGUCGCUGCCCACUUUUUGGAAGCGAACCACUCGAUUUCGUCCCUACGUUAUAUCGGCAUCGAACAUGUCACCCUCCCUAGGAGAGGGGGUGACCUCGACAACUUAUUGUUAAAACGAGAGGCUGCCUGGAUCUUUAAUUUAAAGACCCUUGCUCCCUUCGGUCUCAACUUAGACUUUGAUUUGAAGCCAUUCUUGUGAUUAUUGUGAUUUUGCUAUUCAUUGUAAAUGUUUGUGGGCCUAUGUAGCCAAGUUGUAUCUAUGAUCGUAUGCUAUCCAUGUUUUUUGUAUUUUCUGUUUAUCUGUGAAUUAACCAAUGCUAUUAGGCCACACCCGGCCAUGAUUACAGACACCUGCGUGUGUAUAUAAACUAGUGACCCGCAGUGUUUGUCAUUAUACCCUGAUGAAGACAGCUUGUCUGUCGAAAUGUUGGUUAUUAGGUUAUUAAAUUAUUGCAUCUGAGCUCUUAGAGUGUGCAGCUUUACUUUUCUUUUACAGAUCAAGUAUUUGAAAUGCUUGGGUAAUUAGUGAGAAAUAAGGAGUUCAAACGUACAGACAAUUAUUUGAAGGCCUUCAGUAUUUGUUGCUGAAUUAAGGUUACUGUGGCCAGGAUUCAAUCAGAGGCGCGUUGUAAAGCGCUGUGGACAAUGCGCCUUUUAAAGGAAAUGUUCCUGCGUUGGCGGAGAUCGUAUAAAUCGGCUCAAUCGGAAAUUACCUUUAAAUGUCAAACACGCUACAAUGUGCCUAUAAUUUAAUCCUGGCUGUACGUUAUAAGAAGGCAUAUUUGCCUAAAUAAAGGUUACUGUAUGUUAAGAUACGUGUGUCCACUACAUGUGUGUUCCCUACAGAGCUCCAUAUACUCCAUGGCUAUGAAGUGUGUUAUCAGCCUGUCCUCUCUCUUCCUGCUGGGUCUGAUCAUUGCCUACCACAUCUGUGAGGUGCAGGUAAUUUCGCCUCUCUGACUACCUACUACACUGCCCAUACUCUCACUAUCUUAAACUAGCUAUGUGAUCCCUCAGCUUAGAUUAUUUGAAGUCAUUCUACUCUACAAUAGUUUUUGUUAUAUACCAGACUAUAGUAUAGUAGAGGUUCUAUUGCUAAUGAGGAAAGUAGAUGGUGACAGAGGGCAACCUUGUCUGGUACCUCUCAUUAUAUCAUUUAUUACACUUUGACUACACUCUCAGUGACACUGUACUUCCUCUAUGCUCUAACUCUGACAUGGCUUUGUACCCAUACUCCCAUCACUGUUAGCUCUACAUCCAUGAUAAUGGAUCAGAGGACUGGCAAAUUGCCAUGACAACAGAGCGGGUGAGCCUGAUCGCCCUGGAGCUGUUUGUAGCGGCGGUGCACCCGUUCCCAGUGGGUCUGCCAUUGUCAUGGCAAGCCAUGUCCCCCACGCUGUCAGAGACAGAGCUGGAGAUCGUGCUGGCUCUGCCCAUGUUCCUGCGACUCUACCUCCUGGGUCGUGCCUUGAUGCUGCACAGCCGACUCUACACAGACACCGCCUCGCGCAGCAUUGGCGCCCUCAACAAGGUCAACAUUGGUCACCAUGCA